UGCCAUGGGCCGCUACCGCAUCCGCGUGGCCACCGGGGCCGCACUCUUCGCUGGGUCGCACGACCGCGUGCAGCUGUGGCUGGUCGGGGCGCGCGGGGAGACGGAGCUGGAGCUGCAGCUGUUGCCGGCGCGGGGCCAGGUCAGCGGGCGGAGCGGGGACAGACCCCGGCCGGGACGCGGGAGGCCGGCGAGGGGCGGGAUCUGAGGGCGAAACGACUGCGGAACCGUGCCUGCUGGGACUUGCAGGUGUUGGGACGCCCGGGCGGCUGGGCCAGGAGGAUCGGGGGCCAGGACCCGGGCUGAGCGCACACCCCUUCUCCCUUCCCGCCGGCCCUGGUCCUCGCAGCCUCCAACUCCUUCUCCAAAUGACCCCAGGCCAGUGUCAAUAUAGGAUCAGAAGUCAAGUGGGACGCUCGUAGGAAUGAGGGAGCGGGGAGAGCUCAGUUAAAGGACCGAUGAAGGUGCUGAGACUCAGACAUCAAUUCAAGACACUGCGGGCCACGCGCCGCGCUCCCUCUUCCUCCCGGUGCGAUGGGGCGUCAGACACACCGCGCAAAUGUCCGGAGGAGGGAACGAGGGAGGCUGUCUUUGGAGGCCUUGUCAACGGAGGCUCCACAAAGGAGGAGGAGUUUGAGCAUGACAUUCCCGAGGACUUGGGGCCACUGCAGUUCGUGAAGCUGCGCAAACACCACUCCCUGGUGGACAACGCGUGGUUCUGCGACCACAUUACGGUGCAGGGCCCUGUAGCCUUCGAGGAGGCCGCCUUCCCGUGCUACUGCUGGGUGCAGGCCGACAGCGUGCUGUGCCUGCCCGAGGGCACCGCCUGCCUGGCAGGAAACAACGCAUCGGACGUGUUCCAGAAACAUCGAGAGCAGGAACUCAAAGAAAGACGUCAGAUAUACUGCUGGGCCACAUGGAAGGAAGGGUUACCCCUGACAAUGGCUGCGGGCUGUGAGGACGAUCUACCUGCAAAUAUGAGAUUCCACGAGGAGAAGAGGCUGGACUUUGAGUGGACACUGAAGGCAGGGGCUCUGGGGAUGGUCCUCAAACGCGUUUACACCCUCCUGAGAUCCUGGAACCGCGUGGAGGAUUUUGAUCACAUCUUCUGGGGCCAGAAGAGUAUCCUGGCUGAGAAGGUUCGCCAACGCUGGCAGGACGAUGAAUUGUUUGGCUACCAGUUCCUCAAUGGUGCCAAUCCCAUGCUGCUGAGACGCUGCACCUCUCUGCCCUCCCGGCUAGUGCUGCCCUCGGGGAUGGAGGAGCUACAGGCCCAGCUGGAGAAAGAACUCCAGAACAGUUCCCUGUUUGAGGCUGAUUUCAUUCUCCUGGAUGGAAUUCCAGCCAAUGUGAUCCAAGGAGAGAAGCAGUACCUGGCUGCCCCCCUCGUCAUGCUGAAGAUGGACACCAGUGGGAAGCUGCUACCCAUGGUCAUCCAGAUCCAGCCUCCCAGCCCCAGCUCCCCGACCCCACCACUGUUCCUGCCCUCAGAUCCUCCACUUGCCUGGCUCCUGGCAAAGUCCUGGGUCCGAAAUUCAGAUUUCCAACUGCACCAGCUCCAAUAUCAUCUGCUGAACACCCACAUGCUGGCUGAGGUCAUUGCUGUGGCCACCAUGAGGUGCCUCCCAGGGCUGCACCCUGUCUUCAAGCUCCUGAUCCCACACAUCCGCUACACGAUAGAAAUCAACACCCGGGCACGGACCCAACUCAUCUCAGAUGGAGGUGUAUUUGAUAAGGCAGUGAGCACCGGUGGAGGGGGCCACGUGCACUUGCUCCACCGGGCCCUGGCUCAGCUGACCUACUGCUCCCUCUGUCCUCCCAACAAUCUGGCUGACCGCGGCCUGCUGGGAACCCCGGGUGCUCUCUAUGCCCACGACGCUUUACAACUCUGGGAGAUCACUGCCCGGUACGUGGAGGGGAUCAUCCACCUUUUCUACAGCGGGGAUGACGUCGUGAGAGGGGACCCUGAGCUGCAGGCCUGGUGUCGGGAGAUCACUGAGGUGGGGCUGUGCCAGGCCCAGGACCGAGGUUUCCCCAUCUCCUUCCAGUCCCAGAAUCAACUCUGCCAUUUCCUUACCAUGUGUGUCUUCACGUGCACUGCUCAGCAUGGGGCCAUCAACCAGGGCCAGCUGGACUGGUAUGCCUGGGUCCCUAAUGCCCCAUGCACAAUGCGGAUGCCCCCACCUACCACCAAGGAAGAUGUGACAAUGGCCACGGUGAUGGGCUCACUACCUGAUGUCCGACAGGCCUGUCUUCAAAUGGUCAUCACAUGGCAUCUGGGGCGCCGCCAGCCAGACAUGGUGCCUCUGGGGCAUCACAGAGAAAAGUAUUUCUCAGACCCCAAGGCCAAGUCUGUACUAAACCAAUUCCAAACAGAUCUGGAAAACUUGGAAAGGGAGAUUACAGCCCGGAAUGAGCAACUUGACCUGCCCUAUGAAUACCUAAAGCCCAGCCACAUAGAGAACAGCAUCACUAUCUGAGCUCUGGGAUGCCCCCACCGGGAAGACUGCAGAUCAGCUCUGGGACUGACAGUUCCAUAUUGAAUUUCAUGGUUUCCUAGUCUCUGCUGCAGAGGCUCUAUUUCCUCCCCCAAUUAAACCCCCUACAUCUGCAUCCCAUGAGCCCAAGGGCCUUUACUUUUCUGUAAAGGGCCUGAUAAUAUGUUAGGCUUUGUAGGCCACACAGUCUGUCACAGCUACUCAACUCUCUUGUUGUAGCACAGAAGCAGCCACAGGCAACGUGUAAAUGAAUGCUGUGUUCCAAUAAAACUUUAUUUAC
Balaenoptera musculus (blue whale) is the source of this 2775-nucleotide messenger RNA. RefSeq names its product arachidonate 12-lipoxygenase, 12S type (gene ALOX12). The record is from RefSeq and is a predicted model, not a curated record. Lineage: Eukaryota; Metazoa; Chordata; Mammalia; Artiodactyla; Balaenopteridae. The transcript has 14 exons. Gene Ontology annotation, cellular component: cytosol; sarcolemma. Bases 456 to 2477 code for a protein of 673 amino acids. Gene Ontology annotation, molecular function: linoleate 13S-lipoxygenase activity; arachidonate 12(S)-lipoxygenase activity; iron ion binding. Gene Ontology annotation, biological process: lipid oxidation; linoleic acid metabolic process.